GGUCUCGGAUUGGUAGGAGGACUGAGAAGCAAAAGCAUCACUCUGCUGCCGGGGAGUCGGAAAGCAGAGAUUUUUUCUACAACAUUAAAGCGUUUAUUUACUUUUCUACAAUGAAGACGCCAGCCUGUGUUCAUUCGGAUGCAUCCUAGGAAGUUCUCCGUGGAGCGCGAGAUUACGCUGUAAAUGUAUCAAGAACCUGGAACCAAGCAUGAAAAAGGCGACCAAGCCCACGGCCGCCACCUCCAGAACCUCAGCGGGCUCUAAAGCCCCAGGCAGACCUGAGGGAAGCAGCAUUAUGGGCACAGGUGGCAAGAUGACGAACAAAACCCAGAGUUCAGCUCCACUGUCUAAGGCAAAGAGCAAUGAUGAUCUCCCAGCGGUGAGUGCAGGAAGUGGAGCAGUGUCUGUUAGCAACAGUAACACUACUGCUAGAAACAAGAGGGGAAGCUCCUCUCAGAACACCAGCAGCACUGAGACCAGGUCCAAGACCAGUUCAGGUCUUUCAGGAAGGCGUGCCUUGUCAUCCACAUCCAAGGAUCCAGGCACAACCCGAGAGACCUUGCGAGACCGUACCAGAGCUGGUGCUGCCAAAAAGCUUGCUGGGCCCACCGAUGCCAUGCCUCAGAAGCGAUCGCGAUGCCGUACGGUAGCCGAGACUGAUUCUCGGAUGAGCAAAUCUCGCUCCGACAGCCAGAUAAGUCAUAAAGCAGUGCUGGAGUGUCAAGUGAAGGACCUCCUAGGCUUAGCCAAGAGCAAAGACUUGGAGAUCCUCCAUCUCCGCUCUGAACUUAGAGGUAUGAGAGCUCAGCUUGGUCUGGAGGAACUUGAGGCUCCUGAUCCAGAACAAGCACCUCAAGAGAUCAAGCAGCCUCAGGAGAAGGAGGUUUCUUCUGUGAUCAGUGCUACAGAUGUAGAGUCCACUCUGCUCCUCCUUCAAGAUCAGAACCAAGGCAUUCUUGAUGAGCUAAAUAUGUUGAAGAGUGAAAACCGGAUGCUGAAGGAUCGCCUCAAUGCUCUCGGUUUCUCUCUUGAGCAUCGUCUAGACAGUCCUGACAAAGUUCUGCGCUGCCCGUCACUUAGUCCCGAGCCUGUAACUUCUGGCUGCAGUGGAAAUAGCGGAGGUGGUAUGCGUGCAUCUUCUACAGAAUGUUCCGCCCAAGGGUCUACCGAGGACCUUCUGUCGGAAACAAGACGGGUGGGCUCUCCUGAUGCAGUGGACAGUGAAUGCAGUGAGGCCUACCAGCCAAUCACCUCCAGUGAUGAUGCUCUGGAUGCUCCUUCAGGUUGUGGAUCAUCUUCUGAAUCAGAAGGAGGGCCACCAAGCCGAGAACAUUCCCGUAGGGGGAGCAGCGGAAACACCAGUGAGGUUUCCGUGGCUUGCCUGACCGAGCGCAUCCAUCAGAUGGAGGAGAACCAGCAUAGCACAGCUGAAGAACUCCAAGCCACUCUACAGGAGCUUGCUGAUCUGCAGCAGAUCACCCAAGAGCUGACCACAGAGAACGAACGCCUGGGCGAGGAACGUGCCAUUCUGGUCGACUCCCUUUGUCAACAAGGCGAACGUCUGGAACUGUACGGAAGACAGCUGGACUACUUCCGUGGCCUUCUUGACGAGCAUCGAGUGGCCUACGCCAAGGAUGAUGAAGAUGCCAAAAGCGGCCGAUAUGUGGAGUUGGAAAGGCGCUACGCUGAACUAAACGAGGGGUCGCGUUUUGAGCGGGAGCAGCUGCUGGGCGUUCAGCAACAGCUAAGCAGCGCCCUCAAGAUGGCGGAACAGGAGAACGCAGAAGCUCAAGGCCUGAUGGCGGCGUUAAAGGAGCGCGUCCAUAUGGCGGAGAGAGCUGUGGAAAUGGAGCGGAGGGAGCGGGCAGUCGCCAAAGCGGAGUGGGAAGCGUUGAGGGUUGUGUCCGAAGGGGAGCAGGUGGAGCUGAAUCGAUGCAGAAUCCAACUUGAGCAAGAGAGGCAAAGAGUGGCACAGCUCCUCUCCAUCCACAAUGCAGGGGAUAAGACAGACAUACGCCACCUGCUGGACAGCGAGAGGUUAGACAAAGAGCGAGCCGAGUCCAAAGCAGUUCAGUUACAAGAGGAGCUGGGGCACACGCGCAGCGAAGCUGCCCAGCUUCAAGAGGCAAUUAGCAAGCUUGAGGGUGAGUUUCGAGCAUUUCGUGGCGAUGUUCAGGCACAGUUAACAGAGCAGAAGCGGCUCCUGGAGCAGCAGUGCUCUGAGCUGGAAGAAAAGGACACAGAGAUCGCUGACAUGAAGGAGACCAUCUUUGAGCUGGAGGAUGAAGUUGAGCAGCAUCGUGCUGUCAAGCUACAUGAUAACCUCAUCAUUUCAGACCUGGAGAAUUCCAUCAAAAAGCUUCAUGAUCAGAAAUAUGACAUGGAGAAGGAGAUUAAGGUUCUUCAUCGAAAAUUGCGGGAGGAAUCAGCCGAGUGGCGUCAGUUCCAGGCUGAUCUGCAAACCGCCGUCGUCAUCGCCAACGACAUCAAGACAGAAGCUCAGGAGGAGAUCGGAGACCUGCGGCGCCGCCUGCAGGAAGCUCAGGAGAAAAAUGAGAAGAUGAACAAAGAGCUGGAUGAACUAAAGAGCAGGAAGCAGGAAGAGGAGCGCGGCCGUGUGUAUAAUUAUAUGAACGCUGUGGAAAGAGACUUGGCCGCGCUGAGGCAGGGGAUGGGCCUGAGCCGACGUUCCUCCACUUCCUCUGAACCUUCACCCACUGUCAAAACACUCAUCAAGAGCUUCGACAGUGCCUCACAAGGUCCUGGUCCAGCCAGUCCUGCUGCUGCUGCUGCUGCUGUCGCUGUCGCUGCUGCUGCCACUAUUUCCAGAACGCCCCUCAGUCCCAGUCCCAUCAAAACCCCUCCAGCCGCUGCUGUCUCUCCUAUACAGAGGCACACCAUCAGCUCAGCCAAACCUCUGUCGUCAAUGCUGGACAAGAGGCCGAGCUACACGGACCUGAGCAUACCAGCAGACCACCUCCUCCGUACCUCACCUGGAACACGCCCCAGCUGCAGCCUCCAGAGGGUGACAAAUAUAGACUCGACUAAGUCCAUAUCAGUUUCUCGCAGAAGCAGUGAAGAGUUAAAGAGAGACUUGUCAGUUACCGACGCAUCAACGCCAUCGUCAAUCAUCGCGUUGGGUUCGUCUUCUCCCCAGCUGUCAUUGUCAUCCAACUCCUCCUCCCCGACCGCCUCCGUGACGCCCACAACACGAGGACGUUUACGAGAGGAACGGAAGGACCCUCUGUCUGCGUUAGCCAGGGAAUAUGGAGGAUCCAAGAGAAAUGCUCUGCUCAGGUGGUGCCAGAAGAAGACUGAGGGUUAUCAGAACAUCGACAUCACCAACUUCAGCAGCAGCUGGAAUGAUGGGCUCGCUUUCUGUGCCAUUCUUCACACCUAUCUGCCGGCACAUAUCCCUUACAACGAGCUCAACAGCCAGGAAAAGGUCUGUACGCUCACACACAGGCGAAAUUUCACUUUGGCCUUCCAGGCAGCAGAAAGCGUAGGAAUUAAAUCGACACUGGACAUUGGUGAAAUGGUGCACACAGAAAGACCCGACUGGCAGAGUGUUAUGACUUACGUGACGGCCAUCUAUAAGUACUUUGAGACCUGAGAACCUUCUCGAACGGCUGUAUCGGCAGCUGCAGUCUUACCUCGGUUCGCCUUCCUUGCUUUGGAACGCUGCUCCCAAGAUGCUACAAAUUUCCCAGAUGCCUUAGCUGCGAAUGAGGGAAGCUUGACACAACUGUUUCCUUCAGUGUUCUCUGAAACAGAGGCUAAGCUUCACUGAACUGCAAUAUUUUUGAAGAGGGAAGUCAGUGGGAUAUUGAGGCAGGAACUUCCUUUAAAAACAUUGCAACACUAUUUAAGGUGCCAACCGAGUAACUAAAUGUGUAUCUCAGAAUACAAAUGCCUUUGAAAAAUGCCUUGUUUUAUAGUUUUGUCAUAAGGAUGCCCUCUCUAUGCCAGUCUUGGUCUUGGAUUAUCAGUAUUUAUUCCAAAGAGUUUUUUUCAUUUUCCUUAACCUGAAUAAGCUCAAAUCUGUCUUGUUUGGUUUAGUAUUUUUCUAAUAAUAAUAGUUAAAAAACAGGGCUCCUUGAAAUAAAAUAGUUCACCUAUAUAUGAAAAUUUGCUGAAGAUGUAAAUGAGUUUGGUUGUUCAUCAGAACACAUUUAACGACAUUACAUCACUUGCUCAUCAAUGAAUCCACUGCAGUGAAUGGGUGCCGUCAAAAUGGACACAUUUUUUUCACUUCACAGAAUGUUAACUGAUAAACUGGAUGAUUACUUGUGAAUUAUUGUGAUGUUUUUAUCGGCUGUUUGGACUUUCAUUCUGACGGCACCUAUUCACAGCAAGCGAUGUAAUGCAAAAAUUAUCCAAAUGUGUUCUGAUGAAGAACACCGAUAUCUCGGAUGCCCUGAAGGUGAUUACAUUUUCAGCAAAUUUUCAUUUUUGGUUAAACUAUUCCUUUAAAAUUCAACCUAGAUGUGUUGAUAUAAUAUUUUUUAUGUUUUCAUACAUUAAGCGAAAGCUAAUUAUGAGUUUAAUAUGAAGCUGUUUGGUCAGACAUGUUUUUUUUUUUUUUUUUUCCUCAGUGCUCAUUCCAGCUCAACUUCCAUCACUGAAAAUGUUGCAAGUUGUUUUUUUGUUUGAAAUAUCAGCACAAAUGAAAUGCAUGGCUGCUUGUUUUCUGUUUUACAGGAUAUUUUUUCAGCAUUUCAGUUCUUUUUGUCUACGCACUACUAAUUCUUUAUUUGACACGUGAAGCCAGCUGGGUUCUGGAAGCUUGCUGAUUCAGAUUGGGUUUGUCUUAUGGGUGUAAAAGCACAAAUAAAAAAGGCUGAAUGUGUAUCCGCUGAUAUGAAAUGUGAAAUAAGACGACUACAAUCCAUCCAUCAUGGUUAAAUCAUGCAUCGUACCUCUCCUACUGUACGUCUGUCAAAGAUAAGCCUCCGCACACAAAACUGAAGCCUUACAUGGAAAAAGAAAAGCCAAUAGCACAAUUGAUGUUUUAGAUCAACUUGCUCUGCUGUCUUCAGUGCACUGCUGUUUUAAUAUGUUUGCUUUGUUUUGUGGCGAAUUUGCCAAUUCAGGACAUCUUUGAAGGGAUCAAGUGAGUUUAAAGCAGUUUAAAGUGAAUUUUAUGUCAAGGGCAAGUCAGAACUAUAAUUUAUUCCAUUGAAGCUGCAGAAAGCUCUGUUGUGUUUUAAAUGAUAGAUUUUGUUUGAGAAUCCUCUGUUGUGUUUAUAUGUGGAAAUGUCAUUGACACUGACAUUGAAUUACCUAGAAAAGGUCAAUAGUGACAAGGAGUAUUUUUGUUUGGAUCUUCUUGUGAGAUGUAGGUUGUGACCUAAUCAUAUAGAGUUUAAUAUGAAGAUUUUGAACCAAAUCAAGUCUUUUUGUGCUAAAACAUGCCAUAAUUCAUAUUUGUAUAAAUCCUGGAAUGCCUUUUUGACACUACAAAUACUGUUUCACGGACCGUUCCUAGAGCACUGUACGACAUGGUAAAAAUAAAGUACGGUUUCCUGUAAGCAA
This is a messenger RNA of Labeo rohita (rohu), 5535 nucleotides long. It is a transcript of the gene specc1lb, whose product is annotated as sperm antigen with calponin homology and coiled-coil domains 1-like b. Gene Ontology annotation, molecular function: protein binding. Gene Ontology annotation, cellular component: filamentous actin; microtubule organizing center. NCBI's taxonomy places the organism in Eukaryota, Metazoa, Chordata, Actinopteri, Cypriniformes, Cyprinidae. Gene Ontology annotation, biological process: actin cytoskeleton organization. The record is from RefSeq and is a predicted model, not a curated record. Bases 209 to 3613 code for a protein of 1134 amino acids. The transcript has 16 exons.